AUGAGGGUCUCUGUGUUGGAGGAGAGUUAUGAGCAGUUCCUGGAACAACUGUCAGACCUGGGCUUCGACAUGAGGCUACAGCUCAUUCUGUCUCGAGUAGAGCAACGGCUUUGGUGGAAAGCUAGACCCUGGCCCACCCACAACCUACAGCGAAUGUUAAAGGUUCAGAAAGAGAGGUCUGAGAGUAAGGAGUUCCACAUAAAGCUGUUGAGGUGGAAAGUGUCUGAGCUAGUGGAGGAGAAGAGGAGUUGCUCAGCCCUGGCUGUGGAGCGAGACGACACCCCUGUGACCGCCAGCAAGCUGCAGAAAAAGGUGGAGCGACUGCAGGGGGAACUGGGUUCCAGUAUGGUCUCCAUCACAGAGCUCAAGGCCCAGCUGUCAAAUACCAACAAGCUGAAGCUCAAAGUCCCGGAGCAAAGCCAGACCAUUGGGGAGCAGAGUAAGAGUCUGGAGGAGCUGGAGAAGGGGAAGGCCCAGGUAGAGGAGAGGCUGACCACAGCCAGGACAGAUCUACAGAGCCAGGAGCACCAGGCCAGGGAGGCUCAGCAGCAGCUUACCACCCUCAGACAGACUCUGGCCCAGCUCACACACAGUGAGAAAGAGGUGGUGGGAUGGAGAAUGGUGGUCUCUCAGAUGUUAGGUCUAGAAGUCACAGCCUUGGUGGUCUCUCAGAUGUUAGGUCUGGAAGUCACAGCCCUGGUGGUCUCUCAGAUGUUAGGUCUGAAAGUCACAGCCCUGGUGGUCUCUCAGAUGUUAGGUCUGGAAGUCACAGCCCUGGUGGUCUCUCAGAUGUUAGGUCUGUCCUACCCACCACCAUGACCUCCACCAUCACCACUCCCUGGUCCUGUCCUACCCACCACCAUGACAUCCACCAUCAC
This is a messenger RNA of Oncorhynchus nerka (sockeye salmon), 878 nucleotides long. Its product is annotated as coiled-coil domain-containing protein 170-like. The record is from RefSeq and is a predicted model, not a curated record. The coding region runs from base 1 to 819 and encodes 272 amino acids. Lineage: Eukaryota; Metazoa; Chordata; Actinopteri; Salmoniformes; Salmonidae. The transcript is spliced from 6 exons.